Molecule: messenger RNA, 660 nt
Organism: Podospora anserina S mat+
Lineage: Eukaryota; Fungi; Ascomycota; Sordariomycetes; Sordariales; Podosporaceae
Exons: 2
Coding region: 1-660 (219 amino acids)
Source: RefSeq, a predicted model, not a curated record
AUGCUCGUGACAACCCUUCUUUCCGCCAUGUCAACCCUUUCAAGGGCGGCACCCACCACAACCACCGUCGACUCAACAGAACUCGGCCAAGGUCCUUACCACUACGACUUCGGCUGGACCAAACCCUUCAUCAGCUCCUGCAGCAACAAGACUGUCGAUGUCAAGUUCCGCUGGUCCAUCAAAGGCCUCCAAUACACCACCUCUUCCACAUUCAUGUCACCCACCGAAGAACAAGAACAGAAGCCCAGCAUCGAGUCGACUUACUUCAGCUUCAACCUCACCAACCCCGCCAUCGGGGGCCUAGCUCGCUGCAACACCACCAUGUCCGGGCCGAUACCAAACGCGACCCAUGUAUUCUGGUGCGACAAGUGGCUUUCAGUCGACGCUGGGACGGUUGGGCUGUAUGGGACCCGUGGUCCACGGCUUCAACUGAGGUUUCAUGAGAAGACGCUGUUGCUUAAUGAUGGGUGGAAGUGUGAUGAGCCAGGGCAGAGAAGUAAUGGCGACGCAAGAGGCCUUGUAGAACUGGAAUACUCGCAGUGUACUGGGGCAUCUUCAGUCACCGGUGACUGGAAGCCCGGUCAGAUUUAUUCGCAAAAGACAAUCGGUUGUCGCGCUGACCAGAUCGAUCUUAAGCCGAAUUAUCUACUUGGGGUGUAG